AUGAACUCCCUUCUGCGCCUCACCCGACCCGCCGCCCGCCGGCCCCAACAACCGCCCCGCCGCACCGGCAGCGUCCGGCACUUCCGGUCCCUGCAGUCCCUCCAGCACGGCGGGCGCGCGCCAAUCCGCCCCGAGGGCCCCCCGGCCGUCAAGCCCGCGCGGACGCGGUUCGCGCCCAGCCCCACGGGCUUCAUGCACCUGGGCAGCCUGCGCACGGCGCUGUACAACUACCUGUGGGCCAAGCACACGCAGGGGCAGUUUAUCCUGCGGAUUGAGGAUACGGACCAGAAAAGGACUGUGGAGGGCGCCGAGGAGAGUAUCAUGGAGACACUGCGAUGGGCCGGUCUGCAGUGGGAUGAAGGCCCCGAAGUCGGCGGAGGCCACGGCCCAUACAAACAGUCCAAACGCACCGCGCUCUACCGCUCCCACGCCGAGCAGCUCCUCCUCGACGGCGCCGCCUACCGCUGCUUCUGCGGGCCCCACCGCCUCGAAGCCCUCGCCGCAACCCGCCAAGCCGCCGGCCUCCCCGUCGAGUACGACCGCCGCUGCCACACCCUCACCUCCUCCGAGUCCGACCGGCGCGCGGCCGCCGGCGAGCCCCACGUCGUGCGCCUCCUCGCCCCCGACACCUGGCCCGCCUUCAACGACGACGUCCACGGCCGCAUCUCGUACGGCGCAAACACGCGCGCCCACGCCGAGGGCUCCUUCGAGGACCCCAUCCUCCUCAAGAGCGACGGGACCCCCACGUACCACCUUGCGAACGUGGUCGACGACCACUUCAUGGAGAUCACGCAUGUCAUCCGCGGCACGGAGUGGAUGCCGAGUACGCCCAAGCACGCGCACCUGUACCGGGCGUUUGGCUGGCAGCCGCCACGGUUCGUGCAUGUGGGCCUGCUGAUGGGCAAGGACAAGCAGAAGCUGUCGAAGCGCAAUGGCAGCGUCAUGGUCAGUGAGUUCCGCGAGCGCGGGUACUCGCCCGAGGCGCUGGUCAACUUUGUGGCGCUGCUGGGGUGGAGCCAUGGCGGUGCGGGGAGGAGCGACGUCAUGACGAUGGAGCAGCUGGUGAGCAGGUUCAGCAUUGAGGGCCUCACGGCGGGGAAUACGAUUGUCAAUUCGGAGAAGCUGCCGUUCUUGCAGAAGGGGCAUCUGAGGAAGCAGUUUGAGGAGAAUAGGGACACCGAGGAGGCGGAGGUCGAGAAGGUCGAGAAGGCGGUCCGCGCUCUCUACGGCGACAAGCUCGAGACCGGCGAACCAAUCACCACCGACUACGUGCGCGCCGUUCUCAAAGCCGACGUCAAGAACUACCUCAACCCCACCGAGUUUGCGCAAAAGUCAAACUACUUCUUCACCCACCCCACCUUCGACAGCAAGGCCUCGCUCAAGGCCAUCGUCAACUUCCGCAAGCUCACGGGCAUGUCCAGUGCCGAGAUCUACUACGGCUUCAUCGAGGCGGUCGAGCGCACGCCCGAGUGGACGCCCGAGGCGCUCAAGGCGCUGCAGCUCUACGCCCACGACCUCGACGAGGAGGCGUGGACAAACCGCAUGCGGCUGCUGCGCAUCGCCGUGUGCGGCGGCCGCAGCGGGCCGUCGAUGGCGGACACGAUGCUGAUCCUGGGGAAGGAGCGCGUGGUGCAGCGGCUGAGGGACACGGAUAGGGCGUUUGAGGAGUUUAAAGGAGCAGCGGCGGCGCGAGCUGCUGGAGAGUCAGGGCGUCAAGCCGACGCCGCGGGCGAGGCUGGGCAGCCGCGAGCAGGCGUUGCUCAGGAAUGUGGUUGGGGGGCGAGGGUCAAGAAGGACUGGGAGAGGGAGUGGCGCGAGGAGCAGUUUAAGAUGUUUCCGGGGGGAGGGAGGGAGAAGAAUUGGGUGAAGCAGGGGGAGGAGGGGGAGAAGGGGAGUGGUGCGCCGGGGGAGGGAAGGGAGGAGCCUGCGGGGGCGAGGAAACCAAGGAAGGAGGUGGAGGGGGUGAAGCUGGUUAGGUUCAAGGGGCUGCAAAAGAAGUCUGGUGGGCACAUUGGGCGAGGCCGUAAGUGA
Messenger RNA from Morchella sextelata, 2031 nucleotides. RefSeq lists its product as uncharacterized. Lineage: Eukaryota; Fungi; Ascomycota; Pezizomycetes; Pezizales; Morchellaceae. The transcript has 7 exons. The coding region runs from base 1 to 2031 and encodes 676 amino acids. The record is from RefSeq and is a predicted model, not a curated record. Gene Ontology annotation, biological process: glutamyl-tRNA aminoacylation. Gene Ontology annotation, molecular function: zinc ion binding; glutamate-tRNA ligase activity; tRNA binding.